This is a messenger RNA of Soboliphyme baturini, 764 nucleotides long. Lineage: Eukaryota; Metazoa; Nematoda; Enoplea; Dioctophymatida; Soboliphymatidae. The record is from the annotation of a GenBank genome assembly.
AUGCCAGUGAAACCGAAUAAGACAGAUUCUGACCAUGAAAGUGAUCCUCGUUCUAAUCUGGAAAGUCGUCUGCUUCAUCAGGCAGAGCUGAUUGCCAAAAUGCAGAACCUUUUGUUUCAUUGCCGCCAGCGUAUGAUUAACGAUAGCAUGCGCAACAACGACCCAGCAAUGGAUAGUUUUUUCGCCAGUGGUCCUGUGACUAGUACACCGUUAAAGGAAGACGGUGAAGACGAAACUGUUGCCGCCGGAAUCGAUGAAACCGACAGGGUUGUGCUCCUGCAACGGCAGCUGGAAGAAGAGUACCACGAGAAGGAAAAGGUUAUCGCCAUGAUGGGACGGUUCAAACGCACGCUUGAGGAACGUAUUUUGAGUCACAGACUUCUCGAAGACAAUUGGAAACAGAAGGAGGAGGAGUACGCUGUUCACAUCGCAAGGGAUAAAGAGCUGGUGACGAACUUAUGGCGCGCCUUUCAGCAGAUGAAGCGCGAAUUUUUCAACUGCAGAUCGAGUACUUUCCGAGAUCUUGCGUCAAUGGGCGGUGAACUUCGUGGUGUUAUCAAACAGGUCGAUGUGUCGUUUCAUAAGCUACACAUAAGCUGCUGUCGAUUAUAUUCUGGCCAGUUGGGCGAUCAGGAAUCAGAGGUAAGUCAUCGCCAUGACCUGCGCUCUACUACUCAUUACUUGUAUAAAUUUUCACCCAUCUUUCUUCAUAACUCACCAUUCCUGUUAGGUUACCGGUGCAAUUUCAAAAAGUUUUGCUAAUA